GAGAAGCAGCUCUUGGAUCCUAUGGAUAAAAGUAUGGUAGCAGUAAAUCAUAAGUGUGAAAAGCAAACUCUUGAGGUUGAAGCUAAUGGGUCUCAGUUUCAGCCUUCACAGGAAAAUGUGGAACACCAAGAACAGAGCUCCCAGCAUUCCAAGAAGGGAAACCCAUUUGUAACUCUGACCAGUGCUGAUGAAAGCGACUCAGACUCAUUGUCAGACCCAUUGUUAUCCUUCCACAUUGGAGACCGAGUGUUGGUGUGCCACACCAAGCCUGGGGUUCUAAAGUUCAAAGGGCUCACCAGUUUUGCAACCGGACAUUGGGCUGGGGUUGCCCUAGACAGUCCAUCCGGACAACACAAUGGCACCUACCGAGGCAUCCGGUAUUUUGAAUGUCCUAAAAACUGUGGUGUCCUGGUCAGAGCCGAGGACAUAUCUCACCUUCUGGGGGUCCAUGAGACUGACUCAGAUUUCAAAGCCAAUGAAGAUCCCUUCUCAGAUGGAGACUCACCUGAGAAAUUUAGAUCCCUAAGAAAUAAUAUAGGGGGCAGGGGAUCAUCUGAGGGCAGUGGGGAAGGAAGAGAAAAGAGGAGUGGGGAAAAGAGAUGGAAGCAGCCUAGUGGGGAAAAUGGAGGAAAGCGGUCUACAGCCCCUAAGGUGUGUGAAGCUGGCUCAUACAGCCUGGCUCUUGAGGAGAUGAAUAACAAUAUACAGAACACAGCUGUGUUUAUUCAGGAAGAAUGGAACUUGGCACAAUCCAUUCCCUCUUCCACGGCAUCAGAGUUCAGUGCAGGAAAGACAGACCUCCAGCAGAUCAUCAAUGAAGCUGCAAGGGCUGUGGAGCUGCUUGCAAACCCUGAGUCCAAGCAGAAUGAACAGGACAUCUACUUGAAGCUGGAUAGUAGUGUUACAACAAAUACAAAUAAGAAACUAGGUAGUCAACUACCGGCAGAUAGAAUGAUUCAAGAACUACCUGAAACCAUCCAAAGAAAAUCUCUGAGCAUUUCAGGAGCUCCACUAAUUGGGGAACGCCAUACACACAAAGAGGAGAUGGGUGAUUCAAGCACUAUUGACAGCUCUGUGCUGGAUUGUCUGGUGCACAAUGUUGCAGUUGAGUUAUUGAGUGAGGUGGUGAGGCAGUUCCAAGGGAUCUGGAAGAGAAAGCAGCAGCAGGAGGUUGUGUGGACCAGAGGAAGUCUGACCAACACCCUCAAGAGCCAUGAACCUGGUCCUGGUAUCCCAGAAAGCCAGACAAUUGAGAAGUGUCAGCAGGAGCCCCACUCCCCCAGCACACUAUGCUAUUUGGACCAGUGGCAGUGCACUACUUCGACAGGACCCUCCCUGGAAGGCAAACACCUCCAUGACCCUGCACAUGUACGAACCCUGGUGGGGAGCGCAGUGGAACGGCUGUGGAUCCAGGCAACAGGUCAGAAGGUUGGGGAAUGUGGUGUUCAGGGAAAGAGAGAAGAGGAUGACUGUAUGGCCGAUGAAGAGAGCAGGAAGGCCUAUAAACAGGUCAUAUUUGAUCUAACCUCAGAUAUAUUUCAUGAAGCUUUUCAAGAGGAUCUGAACACCAAUACCUCCCCAUGGAGGGGGAAGGGUGUCUCCACCAUCUCAGCUCUACUGUCCAGCAGGCCCACCCUCAAGGAAGUCAAGUCUAUCAUGCAGGCAGAGGUUCUGAGACUGCUCAAUCUGGACUGCAGCGACCUGGAGAUGAGGAGGAUUCUACAGAAGAUGUCCAAGUUUGGGAAAGCUCAAAGAGACAGGGUGGACUACAUUCUGAUCCAGGAGCUGCAUCAGGAGGAGCCGCAGUGGAUGGACUACAGCGCCGACGAGCUCAGUGUGAAGAUGAGGCUGACAGAGGAGAUCUUCGAUGCUCUACUGCAGGACACCAUCCAGGUCCUCAAACACAUUGAUGGAGCGCCCCCUAGUGCCAGCCCACGUGCACUGCAACCUGCCUUCAGCACAGGCUGAGCUAGGCCUUUGCAGCACUCAACCUAUUGAACCAGGAUAAUAACUCUGAUAUGACAGGAACCCCUGUAGACUCACUACAGUGUAAAGUCUCCACCACUUCCUUCUCUGCGAGCAUUCCAAAAUACUAAUUAAGUUUCGAUCUGGAGGUUCAAAUCUUUUAAAUGAGUCAUUUUGUGGCUAUAUGUACUCUUGGCCAAUUGAACAAGCUUGCAUUUGACAAUAUCUCAGGGCUCACGUUUACUCUGUACCAAAAUAAUGUCUGUUUUUAAUUAGGCAGAUUGAUGUCUUGUGUAUAUUAUUUAUCAUCCAUUGAAUAUAGGGCCGCUGCAACUGAGCUCAGGGCACUCUCCUGACCAAUCCAGUUUUGACAUGUUACUUGUGAGUACAGUAAUGUACAUCUCCAUCUUCCAUCUCAAUGUCAUCUUGCUCCAGUAUCAAACUGGGGUUGGAGUCAUCACGUUGUUUGUAUAAUUGGUAUUUAUAUUGGACCAGCCCGCAGUUUUAACUGGGCUGACAGAGUCCCAAUUGAAAUCUGUUUUAUCUGCUGAUAAUGGAAAAGAACAAGUCUGAUUCCCAGUGAUGGAUAUGUGUCUUAAACAGUAUGUAAAAAAAACAAACUCAAGACUCAUAACAGCAGAUUUAAACUUGGUUUCUUCAAUUGCCCGCCUCACUGUUGAGUAGCAAAUGGAUACUCAGUAAUAACUGCCUCCAGCGUGAGCACUGUGCUGUAAAGAAACUACUGAUUUUUAUUUAUGAAAUGUAUAUUUUUAUACCAUACUCUUUGAGAUAAUACUGAUUUGUUAUAUUUGCAACUGACCCAAAUAAAGUUUGCUGUGUUUUACACAACUGAAGUUAACCUUUUUUUUUGUUUUUUUAUUUUCUAAGUGGUCACUGUAACUAG
Polyodon spathula (Mississippi paddlefish) is the source of this 2869-nucleotide messenger RNA. RefSeq names its product centrosome-associated protein 350-like. Gene Ontology annotation, molecular function: microtubule binding. Gene Ontology annotation, cellular component: centrosome. NCBI's taxonomy places the organism in Eukaryota, Metazoa, Chordata, Actinopteri, Acipenseriformes, Polyodontidae. Gene Ontology annotation, biological process: microtubule anchoring. Bases 22 to 1968 code for a protein of 648 amino acids. The transcript is spliced from 5 exons. The record is from RefSeq and is a predicted model, not a curated record.